GGUCUCACUCUCCCCCCCGUUAUAAAUAGUCCGGGGAUUCCUCACGCCCCCACACGCCUCCCCUCCUCCACCGCACUCUUCCUCCUCACUCACCCACCUCAGCCUGAGCAGCAGCGGAGCGCACCAUCGAUCCAUGGAGUUCUACGUCGACGAGAAGUGGAAGUUCUCCAAGAAGAGCCGGAACAACGGCAGCCGGCGCGUCCCGGGGGCCGGGGCCGGCGGCGGGGACCAUUUCCUGAAGCGGUCGUCCAGCAUGAGGGACGGCGUCCAGGCGAUCGGCCGGCGCGGGAGCGGCGCCGGCGCCGUGGCGGCGGGCGGGUGCGGUGCGCCGCAGCCUUCGUUCUCGAGCCGGUGCGCGGGGCUGGUCAAGGAGCAGCGGGCGCGCUUCUACAUCAUGCGCCGCUGCGUCACCAUGCUCGUCUGCUGGAAGGACUGCUCGUAGCCGCGAAUGGCGGCUCCCCGGCCGGCCGGCGAAGAAGCUCGAUCCCCG
This is a messenger RNA of Setaria italica (foxtail millet), 490 nucleotides long. RefSeq lists its product as uncharacterized. NCBI's taxonomy places the organism in Eukaryota, Viridiplantae, Streptophyta, Magnoliopsida, Poales, Poaceae. The transcript has a single exon. Gene Ontology annotation, biological process: negative regulation of cell population proliferation. The record is from RefSeq and is a predicted model, not a curated record. The coding region runs from base 134 to 442 and encodes 102 amino acids.